Messenger RNA from Closterium sp. Naga37s-1, 1311 nucleotides. The record is from the annotation of a GenBank genome assembly. Lineage: Eukaryota; Viridiplantae; Streptophyta; Zygnematophyceae; Desmidiales; Closteriaceae.
AUGGCAGACGCAAUGAUCACGGAGACUCCACCUGCUGCAUCAUCGUCGUCGUAUCCCGCCACGCCUGAAUCCCUCGAGCGUGCUUCUGAGGUCGCAUCUACCGAUCCCUUGGCCGCUGCUGCGAUCUAUCGCGGGAUUAUCCAGGAUGAUGCCACGUCAGCCGAUGCGCUUCGGACGAAGGAGACCGCCGUAUGCAGUCUCGGCGAGAUUCUUUCCAAACAAGGAAAGGCUGAGGAGCUUCGUGACCUCCUGACCGACUUACGUCCUUAUUUCGCUCUUAUUCCUAAGGCGAAGACCGCUAAGCUUGUCCGUACCGUGAUCGAUCUAGUAGCGAAGAUACCUAACAGCACGGAUGUGCAGCUCGCCUUGUGCAAGGAAAUGGUCGAGUGGACCAAGAAGGAGAAGCGAACCUUCCUUCGUCAGCGAGUCGAAGCGAGACUCGGCGCGCUGUACAUGGAGACUAAGGACUACCAGACCGCGCUGGCGUUAACUAGCAAUCUUGUCAGGGAGGUAAGGCGGCUCGACGACAAGCUCCUAUUGGUCGACAUUGAUCUUCUCGAGAGCCGGCUCCACCAUCAACUUCGGAACAUUCCUAAGGCUAAAGCGGCGUUAACUGCGGCACGAACUGCGGCGAACUCGAUUUAUGUGCCGCCGGCGCAGCAGGGUCAGAUUGACAUGCAGUCAGGCGUGCUGCACGCAGAGGAGAAGGACUACAAGACGGCGUACUCGUACUUCUUUGAGGCCUUUGAGUGCUUUAACGGACUGGACGACCCCAAGACCGUUCCCUGCCUCAAGUACAUGCUGCUCUGCAAGAUCAUGCUGAAUCAAGCUGAUGACGUUGCAAGCAUCAUUGCCAGCAAGGCAGCUCUUAAGUACACGGGUGAUGAGGUGGACGCUAUGAAGACCGUCGCAACAGCGCACAGUCAGCGGUCGCUCAAGUCUUUUGAGGAGGCCUUGCGCACUUAUAAGCACCAGCUUUCUGAUGACCCAAUUAUCAGCCGCCACCUGGCAGCGUUGUACGACUCCCUGCUGGAGCAGAAUCUGCUGAGGCUGAUUGAGCCAUACUCAUGUGUGGAGAUCGCUCACAUCUCAUCUCUGAUUGGCCUGCCAUUGGAAAAGGUGGAGUCGAAGCUGUCUCAGAUGAUCCUGGACCGUAAGUUUGAGGGCACAUUGGAUCAGGGAGCAGGCAACCUGGUGGUGUUCCAGCCACAGGUGCCGGACGCGCUGUACCCAGCAGCCAUAGACACCAUUGUGCACAUGAACCAGGUCGUCGACAGCCUCUUCGUGCGCUCCAAGCGCAUCAUGGCAUAG